Molecule: messenger RNA, 1382 nt
Organism: Caenorhabditis angaria
Lineage: Eukaryota; Metazoa; Nematoda; Chromadorea; Rhabditida; Rhabditidae
Source: the annotation of a GenBank genome assembly
AUGAUGGAAGCAACGAAAUCGGAUCUAAGAGACUUGUGGCUUCUCGAUGUUCCGAGAGAAUUCCGUGGCCAGAUUGAAGAGUUUUUCCUGGCUCAAAAAAGGUUGGUGGCGAUUUAUUUGUUUUCAAUCACAAGUUUUGUUUGUUUUUCAGAGCUCGAAUUGACGAAGAUUUGCACGAUGAUCUGGAUGUUUUAGAUUCAAUUCCAGUUGUUCUUCCAUUGGUUGUUUAUUCGACUGGAGAAAUCAAUUCAAUUAAACAUACGAGCAUAGUUUUGACACUUUGCAAUUAUAUCAAAAUUCAUGUUCGUUUUUUGUGUCCGAGUAAAUUUCCAGUCGAAGGAGAAGAACAUAAAAAAGGAACUGUUAUUGAAAGAUAUUUCAAUCAAACUAAACUUGAUGAUGUUUAUGAUGAAGAUGGGGAUUAUAUGAAAGUUUCGGCUAAAUGGUUUAUGGAUUUGAUUUCGUGUAGCGAAGUUCAUUUUGAUUCUGUUAGUAUGUAUGCGGUAAGUUGAAUUUUCUUUCCAAAAAAAAUUUAAACUAAACUCAAAAAAAAAACUCAAAAUAAAAAAAAACACACGAGGACUAGAUUUACAUCCUUUUUACAUCCUAGUCCCCCGGGUUGUUUCCUGUUUUUCCGAUGUUUUCCGAAGUUACGGAGCAUUCUUUUUUUUUUUAACUUUCAUUUAUAGAAAUAAUUGUAAUUUUUACAGACAAGUCGAUGUGAUUUUCCUGUUCGUUUAUGCAAAACCAAAAAAUUGGAUAUAAAUUUGUCAUCUUUGAAAAAAGACCCAGAAUUAUUAUCAUGGUGGAUCCAAAGAUUCGAAUCGCCAAUUCAACAAGUCAGAAUAAGUUCAGGAUUUCAAAACUCGACAAACGUUGCUGAUCUUCCACAACUUUUAACCGCUAAAAAAUUAACAAUCGAAGGACAAUUCGAUAUUUUUGAUGAUUUCUAUGCAAAAAUGGAACUCAAGUCAUUUUUCUGUCACGAGGAUUAUAAACUUCCAUCACAUAUCACAGUCGCAGGAUUGAAGGAAAUGUUUUUGGUUAGUUUUUUCCAGUUUGAAACAAAAAUAUUAAUUUUUCAAAUUUAGAAAUGGUUUUCUUCAUACGAAAAAGAAGAUUUGGCUUUUGAUGCAAGAUUGAAUAUUACACCGGAUAAUAUUCGAGAAAUUGUCAGUUUUUUGAAAGGAGUAUUUCCAGAAUGUUCAAGUGAAAAUACCGGCGACUAUUAUCAUUUUAUUGGAAAAGUCAAAGAAUUUCAAUUUUGGUUCAAAAGUUCUGCGGGUAGACUGAAAGCUGAACUCAUUCAUGAUAUGGAUGUGAAAUUUGUUCUUGAAUCACAUGAAAAAACUAUUGUUGAAACAUUAAAUACUUUUUGUUAA